This is a messenger RNA of Erinaceus europaeus (western European hedgehog), 3170 nucleotides long. It is a transcript of the gene VAMP1, whose product is annotated as vesicle associated membrane protein 1. Gene Ontology annotation, biological process: vesicle-mediated transport; vesicle fusion; SNARE complex assembly. Gene Ontology annotation, cellular component: SNARE complex; plasma membrane. The transcript has 5 exons. The record is from RefSeq and is a predicted model, not a curated record. Bases 295 to 822 code for a protein of 175 amino acids. Lineage: Eukaryota; Metazoa; Chordata; Mammalia; Eulipotyphla; Erinaceidae. Gene Ontology annotation, molecular function: SNAP receptor activity; syntaxin binding.
CUGCGGGGGCGGGGCGUGUUCGGGCUUGGCUUCAGGAUUGGUCCCUGUCUUCGGACUUGGGCUUGGAUUGGAAGGUGGGAGUGUCAGCGCGCUCCGGGAGGCGUGGCCGACACUGAUAAAGCCAGGGCGCGGCGCGGCAGCUGCAGUCAGUUUCACCGCAGUCGAGCGUCUGCGCUGUCACCGGGAGGCGGGGCCCGGCCGCUGAGUCCUCUUCAAGCCGCAGUUUUCGCCCAGCCCGGUGACUCGCCGCAACCUCCGCAGAGGAGACGGACCCCUGCUCCCUCAGUCAGAGAAAUGUCUGCUCCAGCUCAGCCACCUGCCGAGGGGGCAGAAGGGGCUGCCCCAGGUGGGGGCCCCCCUGGCCCUCCCCCUAAUUUGACCAGUAACAGACGGCUCCAGCAAACACAGGCACAAGUGGAGGAGGUGGUGGACAUUAUGCGUGUGAAUGUGGACAAGGUCUUGGAGAGGGACCAGAAGCUGUCAGAGCUGGAUGACCGAGCUGAUGCCUUGCAGGCGGGAGCCUCACAAUUUGAGAGCAGUGCAGCCAAGCUAAAGAGGAAGUACUGGUGGAAAAACUGCAAGAUGAUGAUCAUGCUGGGGGUCAUCUGUGCCAUCAUUGUGGUCGUUAUUUCUACUUUUUUACUUGAGAAUGUGCCGCCUCUCCCCUGUUCUCCAUCUCCAUCCAAACUCAUGUUCUUUUCCCUCUUGUUUGUUCUCUCAACACAUGCCUUCACUCACUCCCUCCAUCCCAGUCCAGGCUUCCCUACAACCCACCCCUCCUUUUCCAUUGCUGUUAUUUGUAUGACAUCCCUCGGCAUGUAAAAUGUUGCUGGUGGCGUGGCCUGGAGGCAACGGCAACAGCGGGAGCCUCCCCACAUCUUCCCUAUGUCACCUCAGUUUCCUCAGUGAGAAGUGGAGGCCAAGGGAAGGGGAAUGGACACAGUCAAGAAGGUGCCAAGACCUAGAGAGCAGAUGGGCACUGGUGUCGCUGGGAAAGGCCAGGCUGCUCGUGAAUGGAGGCUGUGCACAGCUCAGGGGCAGUCUGGGGCUGCCCACUGGCCUCUGCCAGCCCUGUGAGGGACCUUGGGGUGGACCCCAGAUUCAGUGUGGUUCCAUCAUGACACCUUUCUAGAAAGUUGAGCCUGAGGUUCUGUAGUUCUUUCUAAUCUGUGGGUCCAGGAUUUUUUGUGUCUUCUGGGAUCUGAUAGCCUUCUUUCUUUGUUCCCCAGAGGCCUGAGGAACACAUACUCAUUGUGAAAAUGUGGGGACUCACUUCUCCUGCUAUAAGUGGUCCCCCUGACUGGAAGGGGUGGAUACAUUUCUGAUAUAUAUAUAUUAGAAUUUAUUUACUCAUGAGAAAGGUAGGAGGAGAAAGAAUCAGACAUCACUCUGGUACAUGUGCUGCCUGGGAUUGAACUCAGGACCUCAUGCUUGAGAGUCCAAUGCGUUAGCCACUGUGCCAUCUCCCGGACUACUCUAUAUUGUUUUUAUUUAUUUAUUUAUUAUUGGAUAGAAAUUUAGAGGAAAGGGGGGAGACAGGGAGCAAGACAGACAUCUGCAGCACCACUUCACCACUCAUGAAACUUUAUUCCUGCAGGUGGGAAGCAGGGGCUUGAACCAGAGUGCUUGCACCUUAUAUGUGUGCUCAACUAGGCAUGCUACUGCUUGACCCCUUACAUUUUGUACUGUCUGUGAAGACGCCCAAUAAGUCCAUGUCCUCAAAGCUUGGGACUCUCAGUUAAUUUAAUUUUUAUGAGUUAUUUAUUUUUUCAAAGUAAUAUAUAUUAUUAGAGAGACCAGAGCCCUGCUCAGCUUGGGCUUAUGGUGGUGCUGGGGAUUGAACAUAGGAAAUCAGAACUUCAGGCAUCAGAGUCUACAGAACCACUAUGCUGUGUCCCCAGCCUGCUGAGCCAAUUUUAAAUACUGGUGUAGAUGGAGAGAGAAAACCUGUUAAAUGAGAGACAAAGUGUGCCAUGGGCCUGAUUUGAAAAUGUUGUAUGCAGGGGAGUCUGUCCUUCCUCCCUCCCUCCCUGUCGACUAGGAGCAUGGAGGUGUGAAGAAAGCAAAUACUCUGGGUUUUUCAGAAAUCCUUCCUCCACACCUCUCCUGUGUACUUGCUGAAGACAGGGUGAGACAGGUGGGGCUUCCUGAGGCCUGGCUGGGUUUUUUUCCUAUCCUGGGUUUUUUUUUUUUUUAGAUUUAUGUAAUUUAUUUAUUUUAGAUAGAGACACAGAGAGAUCACAGAUAGACAGAGCUUCCUUCAGUGCUGUGGGAGGUGGUGGUGUGCACAGUGGAUCACUGUGCUGACCUGGGCUGUCCAUCUAGAGCCACUCUCUGUUUCUUCUGCCCAUCCAGCUCCUUCUCACUCCUUCCCUCUUCUCCUCCUUGUAGAGUUUGUGGGCACAGUGGGGCCUGUGAGUGGGAGCUGCAAAGCCUGUCUGGGGGUCACACGGUAGGGCUGAAGGAGAAGGCUGGGCACAGAGGGGAGCCCCCACCACCACCCUGGCACCCUCCCAGGCUGGGUUCAUAGUAAGAGGAAGCUGAGUCCAGGUUGGUUGGGUCUGGACAUCACUUUCCAUCACCCAUCCUCUUCCCUGUUCCUAUUUCCCCUUCAUCCUGAAGAGCUAGAAGAAGUAAUUAAUGUACUUUCCCACUGGUCCCCCAAGGCCUCCACUCUCCUCUGGGCUUUGCCUGACGUGAGGGUCACCACCACAGAAAAGUCACUAUGUCCUGGAUGUGGCCCCAGUCUGGAGCUCACCCACCCUGUCACAAAGGUUGUAUCCUGGGUCUCUGUUCCCUUCCUCAGUCCCUCCCCACAGUGUAGCUGGUUGUGUUUUGCAGGGGGAUGUCAGCCCUUCUUUCUUUCCUUCCUUCCUUCUCUUUCGCCCCACCACACCCUCCCCUGCCGUUGCGCCACUCCCACGUGCAUGAGCCAAUCCACAGCCCAACCCAGGACUUCACAGUCAAACGCCACCCAGCCCGCCCUUGGGUUUGCCAUGGAUGAGAAGCGACAUUUCCUUUAUGUGCCUGUCAUCGCCCGUCGGCUCUCCCGACCCCCAUCUUGUUCUCAGAAAUGGUAACAGCUGCACUUUCACCAAAGGCAUGAGGCCCACCCACUGCUCCGUGUUACUCCCAACCCAGGCAAAAAAAAAUACAACUUCCUGCCACCA